Drechmeria coniospora is the source of this 3201-nucleotide messenger RNA. Its product is annotated as kexin-like protease. Bases 1 to 3201 code for a protein of 1066 amino acids. The transcript has 6 exons. Gene Ontology annotation, cellular component: Golgi membrane; trans-Golgi network. Lineage: Eukaryota; Fungi; Ascomycota; Sordariomycetes; Hypocreales; Ophiocordycipitaceae. The record is from RefSeq and is a predicted model, not a curated record. Gene Ontology annotation, molecular function: serine-type endopeptidase activity. Gene Ontology annotation, biological process: protein processing.
AUGUCGGCACAGCUGCCUGCUGGGUGCCCAAGCCCCAAACUCGGACGGAGCAUCAUGCAAGUACAGGUACGCGGGAUGCGGCGUGCCGCCUGCGACGUCGUCGGUAGCCGCUACCUUGGACCGGGUGCUUCGAGCGCGGGCGACCUGCCUCUGGCUGGCACGCGCGCCCACCCACGCCCGCGUCCGUCGCCUCCAGGGGUCGUCGGCCGAGAGGUUCGCCUGAGGAGUCGAGGCCACGACACCACACCCAACCUCGCCGCCUCGUCGUACCUAGUCGUCGUCAGCGACGUCGGCAACCUGCCCCAUCCGCGCCCUCGAUCCCCGAGACGCAGCGACGUGCGGCCAUUGGACGCCCUCGUCCUCGGUACCCUGCCGUCCCCUCCUGUCCAUUCCGGUGCGUUUGUUCUCCCCACGGCCGAGCCGACGGAGCGGCAGCAGCUGCGGCCGCCUCGAGUCCCUGACUCGUCCUUGACCGGGACCGUCUGGACGCCUCGCUCCGUCCCUCUCGCCGACGCCGACACCCACCGAGGAGUCGAAGGCGAGCCCGAGCUCGGACGCGCCGGCAGCCCGCCAUCGCCCCCCGACGUCGUGCCCGAGGCUCGAUGCGUUAGCUUCGCUCGUCGGAACCCUUCGUCCACCGACGCCGUCCCCUCUCCUCGUCGAACGAUGAGGAUUGCUUCCCUCGUCGGCCUCGCCGCACUCGCCGGCCCGUCGCACGCCGUGCUCGUGCCUCGCGACUACGCCAACAAUGACUACUACGUUAUCCACAUCGAGAAACGGGCAUCCGUCGCGCCCAUCGCCGACCACCUGAACAUGGUGUACGAGCGUCAGCUCGGCGACCUACCCCACCACUACGUCUUCCGUGCACCCAAAUCGGAGCACGACAUCGUGCAGCGGGAGCUGCUCGAGCGGCGGCGGCGAAAACGUGAUCGGCCCGUCGACCUUCACCUCGAUGCCAUCCUGCUCUCGGCGAGACAGGAGCCCCGGAUGCGCUUGAAGAAGCAUGUCGUCGCGCCCCGUCACGAGGAACCUCUUCGCCCCCGCGCCCGGGGGCCGCCCGCGCCCGCCGCCCUCGCCGAGCAGCUUUCCGUCAUGAAGGCGCUCGAUAUCGCCGACCCCAUCUUCAAGGAGCAGUGGCACCUGUUCAACACGAUCGAGCUCGGCCACGACGUCAACGUCACCGGCCUCUGGCUCGAGGGUGUCACCGGAAAGGGCGCGACCGUGGCCAUCGUCGACGACGGCGUCGACAUGUACAGCGACGACCUCAAGGAGAACUACUUCGCCAAGGGAUCCUGGGACUUCAACGACAGCGGCCCCGAGCCCAAGCCGCGCCUCUCCGACGACAGGCACGGCACCCGCUGCGCCGGUGAGGUGGCGGCCGUCCGCAACGACGUCUGCGGCGUCGGCGUCGCCUACGACGCCAAGUUCGCCGGCAUCCGCAUCCUCAGCAAGCCCAUCAGCGACGCCGACGAGGCCGAGGCCAUGAUCUACGGCUACCAGGAGAACCAGAUCUACUCGUGCUCCUGGGGGCCCCGCGACGACGGCCGCUCCAUGGAGGCGCCCGGCGUCCUCAUCCGCCGGGCCAUGCUCCGCGGCAUCCAGGAGGGCCGCGGCGGCCUCGGGUCCAUCUACGUCUUCGCCAGCGGCAACGGCGCCGCGAGCGACGACAACUGCAACUUUGACGGCUACACCAACUCCAUCUACAGCAUCACCGUCGGCGCCGUCGACCGCGCUGGCCAGCACCCCUACUACUCGGAGCUCUGCUCCGCCCAGCUCGUCGUCACCUACAGCAGCGGCAGCGGCGAUUCCAUCCACACGACCGACGUCGGCAAGAACCGUUGCGCCGUCGGCCAUGGCGGCACCUCGGCCGCCGCGCCCCUGGCCGCCGGCAUCUUCGCCCUCGUCAUGGAGGUCCGCAACGACCUGACCUGGCGGGACGUGCAAUACCUCGCCAUGGAGACGGCCGUCACCGUGUCGGACGGCAAGGCCGACUGGCAGACGACGGCCAUCGGCAAGCAGUUCAGCCACGUCUUCGGCUAUGGCAAGAUCGACUCCUACGCGCUCGUCCAGAAGGCCAAGACGUGGAAGAACGUCAAGCCCCAGGCCUGGUACUUCUCCCCCUGGCUCCACGUCAAGCAGGGCAUCCCCGAGGGCGACAACGGUCUGCUCGUCCACUUUGAGGUCUCCCAGGAGAUGCUGACGCAGGCGAACCUCGCCCGCGUCGAGCACGUCACCGUCACCAUGAACGUGAACCACACCCGUCGCGGCGAUCUCAGCGUCGACCUCAUCAGCCCCGCCAACAUCACUAGCCACAUCGCGACGGCGCGGAAGGACGACGGCUUCGUCGGCGGCUACGACAACUGGACCUUCAUGAGCGUCGCCCACUGGGGCGAGACCGGCGUCGGGAGCUGGACACUGGUCAUCCGGGACACGAAGGACAACGCGCACAAGGGAACCUUUGUGGACUGGCACCUGAAGCUGUGGGGCGAGAGCAUCGACCCCCAAAAGGCGACGAAGCUCCCGAUGCCGCAGGAGAACGACGAUUCGACGCACGACCAGGUCGUGUCGACGGUCAGCGCCACGGCCGCCACGACGUCGGUUCCCGCGCGGCCCGAUGCCACCUCGGUCUUCUCGAAGCCAUCCGAUCACCCCGAGCGCCCGACGAGGCCCGGCGCCCAACCGCCGACGACGCCCGACGUGCCCCCCUCGCCGACGAUGGAAGCUGGCGAGGAGACGACGACGACGUCGGCGUCGACCUGGGUCGACAAGUUCCCCGCCUUCGGCGCCACCAAGCGCUUCUGGAUCGGUGGGGCCGCCAUCGCCAUCGCCGUCUUCUGCGUUGGCCUCGGCGUCUACCUGUUCGUCGCGCGCCGUCGGCGCAUCAGGAACGACCUGCGGAACACGUACGAGUUUGAGCUCAUCGACGAGGAGCGGCGCGACGGCCGCAAGGGCGGAGAGAAGGGCGUCGCCGGCCGCGGACGCCGCACCCGCGGCGGCGAGCUCUAUGACGCCUUCGCCAUGGGCAGCGAUGACGAGUUCGACCAGUACAGGGACCGCUCCAGCGAGAGGCUGGCGGGCGUCGCCGACGCCGAGCACUACUCCGUCGGCGAGGCGAGCGACGACGACGACGACGACGACGACGACGACGACGAUGACGAGAAGGGAGAGGAGACGAGGCCGUUGGCUGGCGAGAACCGCUAG